Molecule: messenger RNA, 735 nt
Organism: Quercus lobata
Lineage: Eukaryota; Viridiplantae; Streptophyta; Magnoliopsida; Fagales; Fagaceae
Exons: 2
Coding region: 1-735 (244 amino acids)
Source: RefSeq, a predicted model, not a curated record
AUGAAUUUUUGUCUCGUUUUGAGUUUUUCAGAGGAAGACAAGAUCGGAACCAUCCAACCCCACGACGAUGCGCUGCUGAUCACCCUCAGAAUCGGGGACUACGAUGUAAGAAGAGUGAUGGUAGAUGGCGGUAGUGCGGCCGAGGUUAUGUACCCUGACCUCUACAAGGGGCUGGGGUUAAAACCAGAAGACUUGAUGCCCUACAACUCCCUUCUGAUGAGCUUCGAUGGGAAACUUGUCAUCCCAAUGGGCAUGAUUAGGCUGCCUAUUCAGACCGGCCCAGAGAUAGUGAAGGUGAACUUUAUCGUGGUGGACAUCUACUCCCCCUAUACGGCCAUCGUCGGUAGACCUUGGCUCCACACCUUAGGAGCUGUUGCUUCCUCGUUGCACCAGAAGAUGAAAUUCCCAUCGGGGGACCAAGUUUUUGAAAUCCGGGCUCAGCUACCUCUUCAGGAGAAUGAGGAGCUUAUUGAGUUUCUUACAAGAAAUAUUGAUGUAUUUACAUGGGAUACCUGCGAUGCCCCUGGGAUUGACCUAGCCUUCAUCUGCCAUCACCUCAAUGUCAAACCGGCCAUCACUCCCAAGAAGCAACCACUUCGUCGCCCGUCAAAAGAGCAUGCCGAUGCGAUUAGGGACGAAGUGAUGAUGCUUAAGCAUGCGGGGGCUAUCAAGGAAGUCUUAUACCCCGAAUGGCUGGCCAAUACUGUGGUGGUCAAGAAGAAAAGUGGGAAAUGA